Salvelinus fontinalis (brook trout) is the source of this 6304-nucleotide messenger RNA. RefSeq names its product zinc finger matrin-type protein 3-like. The transcript is spliced from 5 exons. Bases 2569 to 3702 code for a protein of 377 amino acids. The record is from RefSeq and is a predicted model, not a curated record. NCBI's taxonomy places the organism in Eukaryota, Metazoa, Chordata, Actinopteri, Salmoniformes, Salmonidae. Gene Ontology annotation, molecular function: nucleic acid binding; zinc ion binding.
GAGAUGCUGCUUAUUAUCAAAGUGCCGAUUAUUACAGAAAUUCGGUGCCUUUAAACUAUCGGAAUAACAGACAUUAUUUCGCCCGGUUACCAGGUAGGAAAAGGGUCGCAUUCAUUGCUGUCAGUAGCCGUGACACUGCGAAUGGAUGGAUGCAUGCAGCCUCAGCUACAAUGUAACCAGUGCAAUUUGCUGAUUGAAGAGGGUGUAAACAUGUUGGUAUUAUACUGUAUGUUGAACUAGCCUAGUGUACAGCUAUAAAACAUUUUUUGUCGAGGUUGAGCCUUCCCAUUAAUUUGAAGAGAUUAGACCAACAGUCAUGUUGAAAUUAAAUAUGUAAUCAGAGUUAUAAUAGGUUGCUGAUCAAUUCAACCCAAAAUAUAUAUGUCAACCUAAAUGAGUUGAUUUGCUGUAUCCACAGCACCCUCUCUGUUCCUCAUUCUCCUUCAGUGCAGGUGUGAUGCGGUGGAUUGGUGUUUCAUGUAAAAUCAGCUAAAGUAAUAGUGGUCAGACCGGUGGGUGUAGAAUGACAUGAUGGUCCCCUUCUUUAGGGGGAGGACCAUGUUUUUGACAGUCUCGGUUCCCAAUUCUUGAAAUCUGUCUACUCUUGUCAUGGUACAAGCUCAUUGGCACACCAUGGUGUAGUGUACAUUAUUCACAUGAUGAUAAUGGUGUUGAUAAGGAUUAUUAUGAAUAACAGCUUGGGUCUGGACUUGAGUUUACCUUGUUAUCCAGAAAUAUUCUCUUAAGUGAUUAAACCUGUUAUAGCAUAUUUUGCAACAUCAUCUUUCCAGACCUAAUUGUAUUCAAUAGGUCUACUCAGUCUGUUGUAAUCAGAUGAAAUGGCAUUGUCCACUAAAAUAGGUUGAGAGAGCUGAGUCUUGCAGGUCACAUCCCUGGAGAUGUUAUAAAUGCUUGAUAAGCAACUUCAUUUUGUACUUUACCCUGAUUUCAUAUAGCUUUAUUGGUAAACAUUAGUAUUGACAGAUUUGAUCAUUCAGUCUUGUUUUAUGACAGCCUUCAAGCUGCCCCCUAAUCUUAGCCUAUAGUCUUCUUAUCAACUAUCCCUCACUUGAACUGGCAAUAAUGAGCCCUUUCAGACUGCUAACUCAAUAGCCUAACUGCUGUGUUGCCAUCUCUAACUAGGCUAACUAAUGGGUACAUUUAAGCUGCAAUUAAUCUGUUUUAUCUGCAUGACUGAGUGUUAACAAAAUACCAUAGGUCUCAGGGUCUUUCAACACAUCUCCACGCUAAAACCAUGUCUAUCUUGAGACGUUGCAAGGCAUUGCACAUUUAGCGAAUCAAAUCAAAGCAAAUGUUAUUGGUCACAUACACUUGGUUAGCAGACGUUAAUGCGAGUGUAGUGAAAUGCUUGUCAGAAUAAGAGGACUGUAAUUCUCUAAUUAAAAUAUGAAGUUCUUAUGAGUUAUCUUCAACCUUUCUCCAUUCAAAGACUAGUCAUGCACUUGAUUCCACUGCAUGAGGCAUACGCUUUUCACUCCAUAAUUGAUGUGGCAGAGGUGACAGUAUAAAAGGCAUGAAAUAACUAUAAGUAUGUGACAAACACCUUUUACUGUGAAGGGCUAUUCAACUUUUGAAGGUUCUUUGUUAUUUUCUUCUUCUGCACAGAUACCAAAUGAUAGAAUUAGAACCCUCUCCUUUAAAACCACAAAAUACUUUUCUUAUUAAGCUACUUCACUCUAACUCAGAGACCCAAGGCCAUCCCUCAUGAUACAUGGUCAAUGACUCUAUACUCAUUAAUAUUUGCAUUUUACUUGAGAUCCCAGUGUUAAGUCUCAGGAGGAGUGUUUUAUACCCAAGAUUCUAAAAUAUUACUUUUACUUUGACCUUGGGCUAUGACAAUGUAGGUUCCUGACUAUUUUGGGGAUUAGGCUAUAUUCUCCAAUGAGCAUGUGAUUCAGGUUUGUCUCCUUGUUACUCUGCAUGUGGAAAGAAAAGCAGUUUACAGUAUACUGCACUACAACGCUAAGCAGAUUAGCAGUUUUGUUUCUACUUCAUUGCAAAACCCAGAAAACAUGUAUAUAAAGUGAGCUAUUUUCUUGGAUAAUUAUUUUCACACUCAUAUUUGAGAAUUUUCAGGUGUUUGGAUGACAUUAUGUCAUUUAUCAGAAUAACAUUGACGUACACAGUGGGCCUAGUAUUGCUGGGAAAAUAAUUUAGUUUGUUAUCGGAAAGUUCCGUUUCAAGCAUGCCAUUCACUUGGUGUCACUGCAUGGCUGCUGGAAUCAAAAACAUCCCACACUGUUAUUGGGUCUCCAAUCUGAGUUGAUGCAGCAGAAACAUCAGACAUGAGCACAGCCACUGACCCAUCCCCCACAUCAACCCUCAUGCAGAAAAAAUGUGGCCACACAUGAUUGCCUGAAAUGUAUCCAGCCAAGCAGGCAAUAGUCUGUUUGAAUCAGCACCAGAUCAAGAGAUGAUUGAGGAACUUAUUUUCACAAGGAGCAGAGCCCAUGCUUGACUGCAGGGGAAGCGUCAUUUUCACAAUGACCACUGGACUGUGAAACCCACCAUUGUUCUAUUUGUUAUUGUCAGUUUCACUAGGGAGAAAUGAACACAGUUGAUGACUGUAGUUCUUGCUUCCUCCCAAUGUUAUACAGCCAUUACAUGGCUAUAAUAAGUGUAGAAUCCAGUCUAAUACAUACUUUGCCAUCAUUGCAUUGGCCCUCAGGACCAGAGUCUAUGCUGACGCCUUCAAUGAGCCUUUUUGGCCAGCAACAGCCGUUGUUCCAGCCAAUGCCUCCUACACAUACCCUUGGACCCCCUCCACAGACCCUCAGGCCGUCUACACCAGUGGUAGUGGCCCCGGACCCCCUCCUUUUCCCCCUCUACAGCCCUCUGUCUGCCAAACCACCCGCUCACCUCCAGCUGAUGCAGGGCCUCCCUUGCCCUGUCCCACCUCCAACUGCCCAGGUGGCCCUCAGCACCAAGCCCCAGGAGGAAGAGGCUCAGAUCGGGGCCACAGACCAGGACGCUACCUUGGAUGAGCUGUGUAAGCCUCUGUACUGCAAACUGUGCAACGUCACCCUCAACUCUGCCCAGCAGGCACAGGCCCACUACCAGGGUAAAAACCACAGUAAGAAGCUGAGAAAUUUUUAUGCAGGCAGCCAGCAGCUGCCUGCCAUCAGGAUUCCGGAGGUAAUAGAACCAGUUUCCCAGCAACCCCUCACGACUCCACCAACUGAGAGUGUAACUCCAAAACAGCCGGUGUCAUUUAACGGUGCCAGCAGGGUGAUCUUAGCCACGGAGAACGACUACUGCAAGCUGUGUGACGCCUCGUUCAGCUCACCUGCCGUGGCUCAGGCACACUACCAGGGCAAGAACCAUGCCAAGAGACUGCGGCUGGCUGAAGCCCAGCAGAGCAGUAGCAUCAUAGAGUCAAAUGAGUGUGUCCAGAGGCGUCCGAAGAAAGAGGGGAGCGAGUACAAGUUGAUCAAGAACCGCAGGACCUCACAGGUGCCCCCUGCCAUGCCAGCCCCCUACUACAACCCACGGCCCAGGCAGAGGAUCCCCAGAGACCUGGCCAUGUGUGUGACGCCCAGCGGCCAGUUCUACUGCUCCAUGUGCAAUUCUGGGGCCAGCGAGGAGGCCGACUUCCGCCUUCACCUGGAGAGCAAGCAGCACAAGAGCAAGGUGUCGGAGCAGCGCUACCGCAGCGAGAUGGAGAAUCUGGGCUACACUUAGGAGGGCAGCGCCGCAGCACGGGGAGGAGAGGGGAAUGGGGGGGAUUCACACUGAAGUUUGCCAAUAGUAUAGGAGGAUUGGGGUAUUGGGGAAGUUUAUCUCACAAUCGGUUUCCUUUCCCCAGUUUAAACCUUGUUAUUACUUGAGUUUGAGUAGCUGAACAUUGCUAUGUGUAGUAGAGGAAAGCAAAGUUCUAUUACAGGCUUCUACCAGACCAGGUGAAUGUACUGUGAUUGCGAUGACAAUUAUUAAGCGAUAGGUAUUUUUUCAAUUGUAAAAAUCUGACUGACUGUUCUCUUUCCUCAUGUGUGUUUACAUGGGUUUGGUAUGACUCCAAGCAUCUUGGACAUGCCAGUCAACUCAACCUCUGGUCCUGGUCCCUUAUUAUUUUGGGAUGCUAUAAAAGCCAGCUGCUGUAAGCCCUUGACUUCCCUAUGGGAGGUGUGCUUUUCGAAGAGCAGAGUAACUCAGGAGAAUAUAGAGCAGGCCAGAGAAGGACUAGCUUUAAUUGGGGGGAUUUAGGGUUAUUUCCACAUGACCUCUACUCUGUUUAAUUUAGAGAAAAGGGAAUUUAGACUGUUCAAAGCCCAAUUUGUUCAGAGGAGGAACACAACGCUUGAGUUCUUAUUCCCAUAUAUCUACCCCUUAAUCCAGUGCAUGUGUACAAGUAAAUCUAGGCAUUCAUUGUCUGGUUCUUUUUUUUUCAGUCACAGAAAAAUGAUCGCUCGUUAACAGUGUAUUCUCUCUGGCUCUCAGAUGAUGUGUUUUUCUGUGUCAUAAAUGCUCUUGUAACCUAUUUUAAAAUUGCCUUUUUUGUAGUUCUAGUCAGACCAUGGUUUAUUUGUUUUAAUUUAACAUUGCCUUUUGAUUUAUAAGAUUUACUGUGUAUUGUUUUCUCUUUAUGAGUGUUUGUUUUUAUAGACAAUUAGCCAGAGAAAAUAUCUACUGUUAUCUAAUGAAGGGGGGAGCUUCAUGUGCAACAUCACUUUAUUUGUAUACACUUGAUUAUACUUUAAUAUUUCACUGUAUAAAUUAUGUUUGUGCAAUGUACAUGUGUGCAUGAUAUUAUCAGAAUAUACAUAUAUUUAAGUACUCAUAAUAUGCUACUAGUGGGAGUGGAGGAACUAGGCCAGUUCGCGAGAGAUAGAGAAGGGACCAUUAUAUUGGGCACAAGGUAGUGUAUGGGAAGGAGUGGGUGGAGUUUCAUACUGAUUGAUUGAUUGAAUUAGUUAGAUAAUUAAAAGUAGCAGGCUUCUCCAGCCAGAGACAACAUUACACGAUUACAGGAUUUGCUUUAAUUAUUGUUAUUUGUUAAAGUUCUAUUGAUGUGUCUCGAUCUGAUUUGUAUCAAAUGUUUACAGAGAGUGGUCUAAAGGGAAGUCGAUCACAUUUAAUGUUGGAUCCAUUCACAUGUUGCCCGUUCCUUAAACCUAAUUUGUCUUGUAUUGCGAUGGCCUACUGGAACUCUCCCAGCAAUCUUAUCAUCUCAGCUUUUUCAAGCUGUUUUAAUACAUAUUCAGUGCCUCUCAACAUUAAUUUUGUGAUGGACUGCACCCAGGGCUAUGAUUUUCUUGGGAGUUGAAACCACUCAUUAAAUGGGAUACAUUGAUUAUGUUACACAUUAAGUGAUCUAUAUUGUUCAGAUUAACCAUCCAGAGCAAAUAAGCUAUUUCUAUCUGAAACUAGCACAGCAGUGGAAUUAACCACUUUCAUAAUGAUAUGUAACAUACCCCUUAAAAGGGGAGUGUCUAUCUCACAGAGUAUACAGUGUGGGUCUGAGUGCAAUUCAUUAGUCCAAUGUUAGUAGUCAUCUCAUUCAAUGCCCUAUUUCUGUUUAAGUAAGUGGAGUUGUGUUUGACUGCUGCUACACAUCCAUCCAUGCUAGUUUUAUGGCUGUGGCUGUGCAGUCUCUGUCCUCUGAGGCAUUAGGCAGGAGCCAUUCCUUGCUGGGAGUAGUGUAGUGCUGUAGCAGCACAUCUGUUUGGCGCUCUAUCAGGGAGUGUGCCCUGGCAUGGGAACAGGCCAUACCCCAGGGAGAUCCACACAGGCACAACAAACACUAUCCAAUGGACCUAUCUGUGUACUCAGGCCAUUGUUGAUUUCCUACUCUCCUCUCCUCCAACAAGAUAUCAUUGUCAGCUAUGCGUGGCUGAGUUUGUGACUGAGUUUGGCUCUCUAUCUGUUGUUCAGAAAUAUAAUUUCUCAAAGACAGAUGGAUUUAUAAAUGUCGAAUGAAGUGAACUAUAUCUAGGGAUAAGGGAUGAAAAUAAGGGAUAGCUGCAGUGCCUUUCUAAUGUCACACAAUCACAUUUGAUCUCAUGGCUGCCUUCGGCACAAACAUGAUUCUCACGAACAAUCAACUCCAUUUCCAUUGGUGGCAGAAAUAUUGCCUCUGGUGCAAUAUUGCAAAUGUGGGAUCCAAAGAUCCCAAUUAAAUUGAAUUGACUUCCCUUUAGAGAAAAUAAUUCUAUAAUGUCUUGAAUGUACGUAUAUUUGAAGAAUAACAGAAUGACAACAGUUGUUUUUGAAACAAUUGGAACACCUAUUUUGGUCACGGUACAAUAUUGACUAACUAUUUAAUAAAAAAAUGUUAUACAUGUUA